Molecule: messenger RNA, 1506 nt
Organism: Uncinocarpus reesii 1704
Lineage: Eukaryota; Fungi; Ascomycota; Eurotiomycetes; Onygenales; Onygenaceae
Exons: 4
Coding region: 1-1506 (501 amino acids)
Biological process (GO): iron ion transport; intracellular manganese ion homeostasis
Cellular component (GO): membrane
Molecular function (GO): manganese ion transmembrane transporter activity; cadmium ion transmembrane transporter activity
Source: RefSeq, a predicted model, not a curated record
AUGAAUUGCCCUUCGCGCACCGAUGAAUCUCUUGAUGACCUAGGCUGGAAUCAGAACCCUCCUUCAUUAGCUGCGGAUCUUACUACACAUCAAGAUCUUAAUGGAAUAGCCAAUGCAAGAGAGCACAGAGGAAAUGACCUUGCAACAGAAUUGCAUCCUGGGCAAGAUGCUUCAUCUCUACACCUAACAUGGGCCUCGCAUAGCCCGCUAGGCUCCCCGGGAAAGGGAACUACUGCUGCCGGGCUUACAGUUAGUGAGCAAGGCAUGAGGACUUUGAAUGGCACGAAUGAUUUAGGCUCUCCAAGCGAAGCUCAGCAAAACACGAGUAGUAGCGGUGAUGGAACUUAUCCUCAGGGGAAACGGACUCUAGGAUGCCUAAUCCUUCGUUCCAUUCAAGUCCUGCGGAAAUUCGGCCAAUUUGUUGGUCCCGGCUUUUUAAUUGCCGUUGCAUAUAUCGAUCCAGGGAACUAUGCCACCGAUGUUGCUGCUGGAGCGGACACCAAAUACGCCCUAUUGUUUAUUAUCCUCAUGUCUAACUUAUUUGCCAUUUUUCUUCAAUCUCUAUGUAUCAAACUUGGAAGCGUCACUGGUCUCAAUCUAGCUGAGAAUUGCAAGGCCAAUCUGCCCAGAUGGCUGACUAUCCUGCUGUAUAUUCUUUCCGAAUCUGCCAUCAUCGCUACCGAUAUUGCCGAGGUCGUCGGGUCAGCGAUUGCGCUCAACUUACUGUUCAACAUACCGUUGAUCGCGGGGUGUGCCAUCACUCUUGUUGACGUGAUGGUUAUUCUUAUUUUUUACCGGCCUAAUGGAACAAUGCGUGUAGUGCGAGCUUUCGAGCUUUUUGUUAUGGGGCUCGUCUUUGGUGUCGUGGUUUGUUUCUGCAUCCAGCUGUCACAAAUUAAGGAAUCGAGCGUUGGUGAAGUUUUCAGGGGCUACUUGCCCUCAGCGGCGGUUGUCGAGGACAACGGAUUAUACCUUAGCUGUGGCAUUCUCGGAGCCACUGUUAUGCCACAUUCCAUCUUUUUAGGCAGCGGCGUUGUUCAGUCACGGCUGAAGCAAUUUGAUAUCGACUCGGGGCUCAUUGAUCCAUCCGUCCCAUAUGGCGAUAGUGAUCAGGAUGUGAAGUAUCGGCCAUCUAUCAACGCGAUACGCAAUUGUCUCAAAUAUUCUAUAGUCGAGUUAGCAUUUUCGCUCUUCACGUUCGCUUUAUUCGUGAACAGCAGUAUCCUCAUUGUUGCCGGGGCUUCUCUCUCCGGCUCAGAAGCCGGCGAUGCGGACUUGUUUGGAAUCCACAAGUUGCUAUCCAACACUAUCUCCCCAGCUGCUGGCACCAUUUUUGCAAUCGCCCUGCUUUUGUCAGGGGUAUCUGCCGGGAUUGUCUGUACUAUAGCUGGUCAGAUGGUCAGCGAAGGCAUGCUUAACUGGACUAUCGCUCUCUGGCUUCGAAGACUUAUCACUCGGCUGGUCAGCAUUAUUCCUAGCGUUAUCAUCGCGGCAGCCUGGUUUUGA